This is a messenger RNA of Drosophila subpulchrella, 998 nucleotides long. RefSeq lists its product as uncharacterized. The transcript is spliced from 5 exons. The coding region runs from base 122 to 937 and encodes 271 amino acids. Lineage: Eukaryota; Metazoa; Arthropoda; Insecta; Diptera; Drosophilidae. The record is from RefSeq and is a predicted model, not a curated record.
UCCGGAUAAAAGCUAGCACCGCUUCGAGUUGUAUCUCAUUCGUGGCUCGCGCGUAUCAAACUCGAUUAGGGAACUCUCCUCAUAGCGACUGUGAUUCGGACAGUGACGACAGCUUUUCACCAUGCUCCUAAUUGGCUUACUGAUGCUGCUUCAUGCCGGCCUCCAAGGAGUCCAGUGCGUUGAAUUCUACACGGAAAAGCCCUCCUACAUCGAGUCGUGCAAGAUUUAUGAACCGGAGUUUACCAAGUGCUCAACACGCUCUAUACAGGCUUUUAUGAACCAGCUGGUCAAAGGCAUUCCCGAGAUAGAGGAGUCCUUUGGUCCCAUUGACCCCAUGAGGCAGGAUCAGCUGGUCUUCAAGCAGGACAACAGCGAUGUGGCCACCAUUUCGGCUAAUCUCACCGAUAUGCUGAUCAGCGGCUUUGGCAAAAUGGUGAUCAAGGAGAGCAAAGUCAGCAAAAAAGACUUUAGUUGGCUAACCAAGAUCUACCUGCCCACGAUGCGAAUGGAUGGCCAUUACAAAAUGUUAGGGCGCAUUUUACUGGUUCCGCUGAAGGGAGCUGGAAAAAUAGUCAUGGAAAUAGAUGACUUGGACAUACUGAUGAGCACCAAGACACGCCUUUUUGAAAAGGGCGGCUACACUUUUUAUAACGUCACUUCCGUGAAGGUGAAGUUGGAGGUCGGCAAAGUGCGUACCAGAAUGGUUAACCUCUUCAACGGGCACAGCAAGGAGGUGGAAAAGAGUACCAAUCAGUUCUUCAACGACAACUGGAAGGAUGUGUUCGAGGCACUGCGUCCACUGGUGGAUGAGACCGUGGAGCGAACUCUGCUGGAUCUUCUCCACAAGACAUUUGCUCUGUUUCCAGCCAGUUUCUUUGUGGAGGACAUUCCCACCUCCCUGGCCUUGUAUGGUCGCAAAUCACACAUGAUCACGUAGAAAGUGUUAUAUUACUAAAUUGAAAAAUAGUUGCUUAAAAUACAGUACCUGGAAAAACGAA